UGCAACAUGACUAUCGUCUAAAAGCAACAGCGCCUCAAAAACUACAAACCGGCUGUCAGUAGGUGUCCUCCCCAGUCAAUCUUCCCGCGCACACACAGUGGGACAGGAAGUAGCAGCACAGAAAAAAAAGCUGUCACACUUUCCUAAAGAUUCACUGUACUGUAGUUACAUAACCUGUUUCCAACAUGCCUCGCAUUGAGAAUGACAUCAAACUGGACUUCAAGGAUGUGCUCCUCCGCCCAAAGCGUAGCACACUCAAGUCAAGGAGCGAGGUGGACCUGAUGAGGAGCUUCACCUUCAGGAACUCCAAGGGCAGCUACAGAGGCAUCCCCAUUAUCGCUGCUAACAUGGACACUGUGGGGACCUUUGAGAUGGCCCUGGCUCUGCACCAGUUCACUCUCUUCACUACUGUCCACAAACAUUACUCUGUGGAUGACUGGGUGGAGUUUGCAAAAAAACAUCCAGAAUGCCUGGAGAGUGUAGCGGUGAGCACGGGGACGGGUGACAAUGACUUUGAGAAGAUUUCAGCCAUCUUGGCGGCGGUGCCACAGCUGCAGUACAUCUGUGUGGACGUGGCUAACGGCUACUCUGAACACUUUGUCCACUUUGUCAAAGACGUCAGGGAGAAGUUCCCCUCACACACUAUAAUGGCAGGAAACGUGGUGACAGGAGAGAUGGUGGAGGAGCUGAUCCUGGCCGGAGCUGACAUCAUCAAAGUAGGCAUCGGACCAGGUUCUGUUUGCACCACUCGCAAGAAGACAGGGGUGGGGUACCCCCAGCUCAGCGCUGUGAUUGAGUGUGCAGAUGCAGCCCACGGUUUGGGUGGCCACAUCAUCUCUGAUGGGGGAUGUACUUGCCCAGGAGAUGUCUCAAAGGCUUUUGGUGCGGGAGCUGACUUUGUGAUGCUGGGUGGCAUGCUGGCUGGCCACUCAGAGAGCGGGGGCGAGGUCAUUGAGAAAAAUGGCAAGAAAUACAAGCUGUUCUAUGGAAUGAGCUCCGAAGUGGCAAUGAAGAGGCACGCAGGGGGCGUGGCUGAGUACAGAGCGUCCGAGGGGAAGACAGUGGAAGUUCCUUUCAAAGGUCCCGUGGAUGUGACAAUACGAGACAUCCUGGGCGGGGUCCGCUCCACCUGCACCUAUGUUGGGGCAGGCAAACUGAAGGAGCUGAGCCGCAGGACCACCUUCAUCAGGGUGACUCAGCAGCUCAACACCGUCUUCGGCAACGACAGCUGAACAUCCAGCUCAAUCUUGCUUCUAAACAAAAGAGAAGUCUGCAACACUGCCCGUCUGUCUCCAAAAUGCUGUUUGUGCAUUUAACAGACACAUACAGUAAUACAUAAAUACUGACCUUCCCUGUCGUUUUUAGUUUUUUGGCAUAAGUUAAGGUCCUUUGACUUGGAAUUUAAUGCAAUUUUAAUAUAUUAGGAUUGACUUAAAACAGAAAUAUUUUUUCAGCACACGGACUCUGAGUAGAUUUUGAAUAAUGUUUUUCAUUAAGACACAAAGUGUUUCAGGGUUCAGAGUCUCUAGACAGCAUCAUAUAAGCUAGAGCAGUAAUUCUCCUGCUCUUCGCGUGUCUGCCUGCAUCUCAUCAUUCCAAUAUAAGAUCUUUAAUUGUUCUUUUCACAUGUAUGCAAACCUGUGGCUAUCUCACGGUUUUGUAGCUGUGAAUCAUUCCACAUGCCAUAAUCGGUACAUACAACAUGUACAAUAAAUAUGUAUGCAACUGCUAUGGCUAAUUAGGAAAUGGAUCUGUUUUUAGAAAAUUCAAUCAUUCCAUCACUCAUUAAGUUUUGCACUUUAAUGAUUUGUAAUUUGAGAUUUGAGAGUCUAAUAUUUAGUUUCAGUUAUUGUCUCAUUGAAAUGUUUUGAGACUACAGUGUCAUACUUUGUUUCCAGCAUCUACUGUUGCAUAUGUAUCUUUUUAAGUAGGUAAAUUAGAUUUGGGAGAAUUUAUAUAUGGACCAUACUGUAUAUGGAUAUUUCUAGUUAUGAAGUGCUGAAUUCAUACCAGAGGCGUUCUUCAAUAUAAAGAUAUUUACAUUUUUCUUUGCAUUUACAUUUUUCUCUCUGGUUCCAGCUGCUCCUGAUCGAUACCAAAGUUUGAGGAGGUUUAUUUCAGUGAUGCACAAAUUCAAAUGAUUCAUUAUUGCCUUUUAAGUAAGUGGUCCUUCCUUGGAAUAAGCCUUGGAUGUUUUGUACCAUCAGUAUUAGGUAUGGUUUCACUUCACACAGUGUCUGUAGUUAUGCCAUUUCAAGCUGUUGUUACAUGAUUGGGGUUGUUUCAUAUUGUCAUAUUGGUGUGAAAAUGUUUUUAUGAUGUCAAAAUGUAAACUUGUAAUGCAGUUUUUAAUACAUUUCUUUCACUUCACAUUUUAUCCAGUCAAUAAAAACAUUC
Messenger RNA from Thunnus maccoyii (southern bluefin tuna), 2397 nucleotides. RefSeq names its product guanosine monophosphate reductase 2 (gene gmpr2). The record is from RefSeq and is a predicted model, not a curated record. Gene Ontology annotation, molecular function: GMP reductase activity. The transcript has 10 exons. Bases 186 to 1232 code for a protein of 348 amino acids. Lineage: Eukaryota; Metazoa; Chordata; Actinopteri; Scombriformes; Scombridae. Gene Ontology annotation, cellular component: GMP reductase complex. Gene Ontology annotation, biological process: nucleotide metabolic process.